Molecule: messenger RNA, 2025 nt
Organism: Danio aesculapii
Lineage: Eukaryota; Metazoa; Chordata; Actinopteri; Cypriniformes; Danionidae
Gene: mcmdc2
Product: minichromosome maintenance domain containing 2
Exons: 14
Coding region: 1-2025 (674 amino acids)
Biological process (GO): double-strand break repair via break-induced replication
Molecular function (GO): DNA binding; ATP binding; single-stranded DNA helicase activity
Source: RefSeq, a predicted model, not a curated record
AUGGACGCCUUACGUUCUCUGAAGGAAGCGAUAAUAGUUUAUUUAGAUAGAAGUGGUGGGUUACGUAAAUUCAUCAAAGACUGCAAUGACUUUAAAGGUGCACAGCAGAUGGAGGCCGUAUAUCGCUUCAGUUUCGAUGUGAAUCCCUCAGAUGUCCUUCAACUGGACGCUUUACUGGGAGACUGUAUACUACACGACCCUAUCAAAGCAGUUUCACUCUUUCAGUCAGUUUGUUUUCUGUCCAUUAAGACCCUGUCACUUAUUGACCACAUAGAAACAGAAAGCCAGGUUAAUGUCGUUUUAAAGCCAACCCACUUGCCACCUUUUCCCAACUAUUGUUUGGACCUCUCUGAGUUUCCCCGUGGGUAUGGCCCAAUGAGACCUUUAGCUUUGGAGGGCCUCGUAAUUGCCAUGACACGUGUCACCAAAUACACACAAGGGGCCAGAUUUCUCUGCUCAGAAGACGCAUGCCCUUGCUCCAGAGGGUUUCAUCAUAUCAGAGUUCAUGCACCAGGUGCCACAGAGUCUGCCACAGUCAGGAAUGACUUUACCUGCUUUCUCUGCUUUUCUCCACUGAAGGAGGAUGUGAAGUCUCGGGUUUUAGGAGAUAAGCAGCUAGUUGAGCUCAUUCAUGUCAGAGCAGUAGAUGUUUUAGGAGUUCACGAUGCUGCAUCCCUAAGAUAUCAAUCUGUCACCCUUUUUCUAAGAGAUGAACUCUGUAACUCCAUGAGAAUCGGCCAUCUGUACCGAGUUGUUGGGAUUCCUGCUCAUGUGCACCAGUGGCCUAAUGUAACCUGGAGCGUAGAGGCUUGCAGCGUCCAACCAUGGAUCCCCAAAUGCCCCAGUCUGGUUAGCAACAACUUCCAGAACCUGCAUACGGCCUCGGCAUGUUCCCCAUGGAGAUUUGCUGCCAUUGUAGCCAACUCAUUCGGCUCCCCGGUGAUCCCACCUGGACUCUACAACACAUUAAAGCUGGGGCUUCUACUUAGCUUGGUGCAAACUGAAGAUAACACAGACUCUCCCAAUCAUCUGGAUGUGCUCACUCUCACCAGUGACACCCUUAUCAUUGACAGGUUGAUGAGAUAUAGCCUGCAGUUGGCCUCGCGUGGCAUUCAUCAUGCACUGACAGGAGAGCUGUUAGCAUCUCUAUCUAGAGAUGAACAUGGAGCAAGUACUGCCAACGUUCAUGCAGGUUCUGCUUUGCUGGCAUCUGGAGGAGUCUGUCUGCUAGGAGACCUUACAUGCUACAAGAAAGACAAGAUAGACAUGCUUCAGUCUGCUCUGGAAAGCAGAACAGCGUCUGUUUUCAUUCCUGCGAAGAAAUAUGGUGAUGAUACAGACCAGCAGCUCUCUUUCCCCAUCCAGUGUAACUUCUGGGCUUUAGUUGACAUUGCUUCCCCCUCCAAGAGGACAGCCAGAUGUGAUAACGCGCUGCUGGGUUCUGGGGAAAUGGGCUCAGUUCCCCUUCAGCUUACAGGAGCAUUUGGACUUCUAGUCCAGUGUCGCGAAACAAGCAACAAUCAUCCAAUCUUAUCCAUGACAGUGCACACACUGAGACAGGCUAUGUCGCCAGGAGAGCCUCUUUAUCCAGCGUGCAUGCAGUUUACUACACAAGACUACAAAGAGCUCUUGGCUCAUGUAAGACAAUUGAAAGUGGACUUGAGUCUUGAUGCUGAAAGGAUGAUCCAUGGCUAUUACAUGGCCAGUCGCAGGGUUCGCUCAGACUCAACACAGAGAUCCUCAGUAACUUCUAUUAAACUCCUGAUUGCACUGGCCCAAGCUCAUGCUAAACUCAGUCUGAGAACAGAAGUUUUGGAGGAAGAUGCAGUCAUUGCAGUACUGCUGUGUGAGAGUUCAGUCACCAUAAAACAUGGGGCCUCUGCACUCGUCUUUCCACCCGAUGCAGUGUUUCCCUGUGCUCUCCAUGACCUGGACUCCUUGAACCAGCGGGACCUUGUGUUGGAGGAACAUCGCAAGCAGAUCCUGAAUUUUGUGCACACCUACGCAACCCACAUAGAGGAAUAA